UAAGGUUUGUUAAUAUCUUCCAGGAAAGAUAUGAAUGAAAUUGAAGAGAAAUCUAAAGAUAUAAUAAAAUUCACUGCUGAGAAACUCUCCAUAGAUGAAGUCUCACAGUUGGUGGUUUCUCCACUCUGUGGUGCAGUAUCCCUGUUUGUAGGGACUACAAGAAAUAACUUUGAAGGGAAAAAAGUCAUUAGCUUAGAAUAUGAAGCAUAUCUACCAAUGGCGGAAAAUGAAAUCAGAAAAAUUUGUAGUGACAUUAGGCAGAAAUGGCCAGUCAAACACAUAGCAGUGUUUCAUAGACUUGGCUUAGUUCCAGUGUCUGAAGCAAGCAUUAUCAUUGCUGUGUCCUCGGCCCAUAGGACUUCAUCCCUUGAAGCUGUGAGCUAUGCCAUUGAUACUUUAAAAGCCAAGGUGCCCAUAUGGAAAAAGGAAAUGUAUGAAGAAUCAUCAUCAUCUUGGAAAAGAAACAAAGAGUGCUUUUGGACAGCCAGUGAUUAAUUCACACAUUUUUUUUUUUAGAGAACUAAAAUUAAACUUGGUAAACUGUCUUUAAUCACAUUUUGAUUUUUCUUUUCUAGAAGUUAAGCUAGUUUACUGAAACACAGUCUCUUGUGUUACACCAGUGGGACAAAAGGGAGAAAAAAAAAUGAGUGUUAGGAUGAAGGCUUAUGCAGGAGCCACAGAUAGAGAAAAGACUUUAGGGAAAAAAUGGUAGAGUAAAUUUAAAUGUGAGGAAAGAUGCCUGUGGUAGACAUACCAUUCCAUGAAGUAGGAAAUUUAAAUUACUUAUAUAUUUUUUUCAAUGAGAAGCAAAAUGAAAGCAUUUUAUUUUCUUUGAAAGUAAUAGAUGGUCAGUGAGUGAAAUAUUUUGUGAUUUUGUGGAUAUUUUUGUCCUUUGGAUAUGAUGUUAGAGUUCUAGUAUAUUUCAGUUUAUUGUGAGAAGUAGUGGUCAAGAAGCCAGUAGUUUGAGUCUUGAUCUCAAAUCCUUGAAUGAACCUGUUGGAGAAUUUGAAAACAGAUUCUUAGAUGUCUCUCGAAUCUAGCUGCUACUUCUGAAUCCCACUGCCGCAACUCUCGUCCAAGCCACCGCUCCAUUUCUCUUGGACCGUUGUUGUGGCCCUGCUGACAGCACCCCUCCUGACACUCUUCCUUCUCCCAUGUGGGUCAUUUCAUCCUCCUCAGAGCCUUUGGAAAGCUAAUCCCAUGCUGGAGCCCCACAGUCCUCACCGUGGUCUAUGGUCUAUAUGCUUGGGCUCCUGCCUGCCCCUCACCUUGCUCCAGCCCCCUGCUUUGCUGUGGCUGGUAUGUAGUAGGCUUAUUCUGUCAUAGGGUCCUUCCUUGUCUAUUUGUGUAGAAUGCUCUUCCCCCAGAUAUUCCCAUAGUCUGCUUCCUCACUAUUUCAAGUCCCCAGUUAAAUGUUCCCUCCUCAGAGAGCCUUCUCUACCUUAUUUAAAACCGGAAUCCCCUUCCUUUACUCUGCCUUGUAUCUUCUUGUGGCCCUUAAUGCUACUGUACUGUAGCAUUAGUUGUACUGUAUCUAUUAGUUUAUUCCCAUCACCAGACUACAGACUUCUUGAGGUCAGGGACUUGUCUGUCAGGUGUGCCCUAACCACUACCAUGCACCAAAAAGUGCUGUUGGUGUUGAGUAUUGUGCUCCAAUUAAACACACCUGACAGGUGUAGCUGUAGCCCUUAUGUGUGUGUAAAGGUAUCUGGUUAAAUGCAUGAGUGGGUAGGUUUCCCCUCCACUUCCUCCCCCUGGGCCAUUCUGUAACAUCUUACUUAGUUACUUAUUGGGCAUGGAGUUUGUGAACAUGGUAUCUUAAGGCAGGAAUGAUUUAUGAUGUAGUUAGUUGCUGACCCAGCAGAGGGCAGUAGAGCCAGGGCUAAGGUAAGAGCAACUUGAGUGAGGUUUUUUUAGUCGGUUACUUUUCUAUGCAAAAACUUUUUGCAUGGAGCCAAAAAGUUCAGUUUAGUUAGCCUUUUUCUUUAAGUUAGGUCAGAGUGGUUCUUAAAGUAGUGUCUGACUUUGAGUACAAUUAUUUCCAUUGCUUAAUUGGUAUCAGAGUUUAAAAUAUUAAGGGUUUAAGUUAUACGAUAGGAUGAGGAUGGAAGUUUUUAAAAUGCUGUUUAUAGUUUUUAAAAGGUGAUGUAGAGUAAGUAAAAGGAAUUACUUUUAAAAAAAAAUGAGUAAUUAUAAAAUUAUUUUCCAAUUUGGGAAUACGGGUCUAUUCUGUGCCAGAGCUAAUGUUCUUUUUGUUCAUGGUUGUAUUUUAAUGUGUGAUGUGUACGAGACGCACUGUGAUGGUUCUGCAGUCAGCGGCCCUUACGACUUGGUUCACCGGGACUGAGAUGGGCAGGGCUGAGGAAGGCGUCUGAGCGAUCACCUGAUGCGGGAAUGGGAGACACGUGUGUAUCCAUGGAAAUGGAAACAUGUGCCACCCAAGCUUUGCAUUGAUGCACCAGUCUGUACAGUGAGGGCCAGUCGGUAAGCUGGAUACGUAGCUUUCACAACACCUAAUACCUUUAGCAUAUUUAAUCCUUAAAAUAUUUAAACCCUCCUGCUUACUACUAAAACCAGAGUAGGAAAAAAAAAAAAAAAAAACCCUGAAUGUUUUGGCAAGUUGCAAUGGUUUGGCCAACUUUUUUUUCUCUCUCUUCCAAGUACACGUUUGGAGAGAGAAGUUGUGCUUUAGAGCAGUGCUUCUCAAACUUUCAAUAUGGAACGUGAUUCGUUGGAGAGUCUUGUUAAACUUCCCUUCGAAUUCACUUCUGGAUGCCAUGGAGAUACACGUUUGGUAAUGGGCCCCAGAUGAUGCCGGGCUGCCUAUCUGUGGACCACACGUUUAGAAGCAAGGUUUUACAUCUAGUCCUUAAACUAUGAAGGCAAUUGAAGGUUCUUACAAAACAGCCUGUGGUCACUGCUAGUAAUGUAAGAAAUUAGAUACAUCCUCAUUCUUACAUGGAGUCUUGAACGUGUUCUGAAGCAGGGUGAGUGCAUACAAUAAAUACACUGAAAUAUACGAGCCAUAAAAUCAGAAGUCCAAAGUCAGUAACUUUAUUUUCAAAACAACUUUAAUUAUAAUUUAGUAAUGUGGUAUGAAGAGUGGUUUAUAAUUAAAAAACACUUUAGAGUCUCAUUCUUAGUUAAGAGCUUUUCUCGUUAAUGUUGAUUACUUUUCCAAUGAUUUCUCAGGAAUCAAAUGAGUUGUGCAACUUGAUGAACAUGAUACAUUCAUUUUUAUAUUUUUGGAGAGAAAAAAGGCAAAAACCAGUUAAUCAAAAACAAAUAUACUUAAUCACAUCUUAAAGAUUUAUACUUUACAUGAAGGAAAAUAUCCAAGAUCCUUUCUCUUUAGAAAAUGUACAAUUCUAACAUAGUCGUGCAAUAUAUACAUUUUAUCUGUCAAAAUAAACCAGGUACAGAUGAAAAUGUAGCCAUAUGUAAAUAUAAAAAAAUGGUUUCAUCCUUUAAGGUUCAAAGAAGUAGUUAACACUUUUUAUUUCAGACUUUACCCUCAUGUUUAUCUUCUACCUCUAGAUGUUUAGUCUUUCAAAUUGUUUAAAAUGGGUAUUUGUCAAUACACAUGAAGGGCAUAGUCCUGAAAAGUCAUGUAUGCAGGUAUUUUUUG
Panthera uncia (snow leopard) is the source of this 3628-nucleotide messenger RNA. RefSeq names its product molybdopterin synthase catalytic subunit. The transcript is spliced from 4 exons. Lineage: Eukaryota; Metazoa; Chordata; Mammalia; Carnivora; Felidae. The record is from RefSeq and is a predicted model, not a curated record. Gene Ontology annotation, cellular component: cytosol. Gene Ontology annotation, molecular function: molybdopterin synthase activity. Bases 31 to 495 code for a protein of 154 amino acids. Gene Ontology annotation, biological process: Mo-molybdopterin cofactor biosynthetic process.